UCUCUUAUUGGUCCCUUUUUUUUCAGUUGGUUCGUUCCCCUUUUCUUUUCAUUCUCUUGAUUUUUAUUGAAAAAUUAUCUAUCCACAACAAUGAUGAUUUCGUUGGACAUUCACGAUGCUGUGACUCAAUAUGUUCUCUCGAGUCAUCCUCGUAACCGGGCCAUUAUUGAUAUCAAAAAUAAGCGCACGGGGGAAUUAAGUUUUAUCAAGAUCAGACAUCGGCUGUCGAAUUUUUAUGCCAGACCUUUGACGUGUGGGCUGAGACGCAAGUGAAAAGUGCGGCGGACAAAAUCAAGCCGAUUUUACUGCACGGAGAAAAGAGAUACGAAGUGUGUCUUCGAGAUACGUCUCGUAUUGGAUUUGAAUGGUGCUUUGAAUGGGAAGGCCAGAAUUACCGCUGG
Molecule: messenger RNA, 401 nt
Organism: Radiomyces spectabilis
Lineage: Eukaryota; Fungi; Mucoromycota; Mucoromycetes; Mucorales; Radiomycetaceae
Exons: 2
Coding region: 91-273 (60 amino acids)
Source: RefSeq, a predicted model, not a curated record